AUGUUGUCGACACUGAGUUCGUUCAUCGGGAUGUCAAAUCCACAUGAGAAAACAAAUCUACACAUGAAGUUGACCACAGAACCACGAGCCCUUCCAGCCUCAUGGUAUCGGAGAGAUGAGAUGUAUCAGUUGGAGCGUCGAGCCAUAUUCGCCAGGAAGUGGCUGCUUGUUACGCACAAGCUGCGGUUCACCAAGCCGGGAGAUUUCAUACGCUUCGAAGAGGCUGGAUAUGCUUUCAUACUGUGCAUGGAUAAGGAUGGCACGUUGAAUGGUUUCCACAACAUCUGUCGGCAUCGGGCUUUUCCCGUAGCCACGGAAGACGCAGGAAACGCCAAACUCUUCUCGUGCAAAUACCACGGCUGGUCCUACGGACUGAGUGGAGAGCUUGCUAAGGCACCUCGAUUCGACACUGUACCCAGCUUCCAGAAAGCGGAGCACAGCCUCUUCCCGGUCCACGUACAUAUCGAUGAGCUGGGUUUCGUUUGGAUCAACCUGGACGCAUCAUCUGCGCCCGAAGUGAAAUGGGAGGAUGAUUUCGAAGGAGCUGACACCCAGGAACGAUUCCAGGCUUUCGACUUUUCCCAAUACCGCUUCGACCACGUCUGGGGGAUGCAAGGCAAGUACAAUUGGAAGACUCUUGCCGACAACUACAACGAGUGUUACCAUUGUCAAGUGGCCCACCCCGAUGUCAAUAAGCUGGCCGACCUGUCGUACUAUUAUACAGUCUCGAAACCCGGCUACAUUCAACACUUUUCUCGGCCCAAAAAGGGAAAGGAAGAUGAAGAUAUCAAGAAUGCCAGUACCUACUAUUUCCCGAACGCUUGCAUGACCGUUUCGCCUCACUUCUUCUAUAUGAUGCGAUGCGUACCGACAUCAGCCACUACAUGUUCUAUGGAGUAUGAAGUCUAUCGGCACAAAGAUGCCACAGAUGAGGACUUUGAAUACAUCGACUCCUUCUUCAAACGUGUCCUUGGAGAAGACAAGUAUCUGUGUGAUGCAGCCCAGAAAAACCUGAAUGCCGGUGUUUUCGUCAAUGGAGAGCUACACCCAGAUCUGGAGAGCGCACCAAUUUACUUCCAAAACACCGUGAGACAACUCGUGACGGCACACCGUAGGAAAGAGGACGUCAAAGGAGAAGAGAUAUGGCCGGCUCGUCGUCACAUGCCUCAUUCAGGGGCCACGGAGGAGGACGCAGCUUUCUGCGAUGGAUUAGCUUGCAAGCAUUCGCAACUGGCAGAGACAGAUUGGUGA
This is a messenger RNA of Exophiala xenobiotica, 1251 nucleotides long. RefSeq lists its product as uncharacterized. Bases 1 to 1251 code for a protein of 416 amino acids. The record is from RefSeq and is a predicted model, not a curated record. Gene Ontology annotation, molecular function: iron ion binding; 2 iron, 2 sulfur cluster binding. The transcript is spliced from 2 exons. Lineage: Eukaryota; Fungi; Ascomycota; Eurotiomycetes; Chaetothyriales; Herpotrichiellaceae.